Molecule: messenger RNA, 1647 nt
Organism: Pistacia vera
Lineage: Eukaryota; Viridiplantae; Streptophyta; Magnoliopsida; Sapindales; Anacardiaceae
Product: patatin-like protein 2
Exons: 7
Coding region: 150-1379 (409 amino acids)
Biological process (GO): lipid metabolic process
Molecular function (GO): monoacylglycerol lipase activity; glycerophospholipase activity
Source: RefSeq, a predicted model, not a curated record
AUAUUGAGCAUUCAAAAGGGCAUCAUAUAGAACUCAUUCUCUCCAAGGCUCUUAAAGACUUGUACCUCAAUUGUUUCUCUCCUAAGUCUCUUAAAGCCCCUUUCUCCUCAUCUCUGUUUAGUUUAUACCUUGAUUUUAAUAGAUUUCUCAUGGAAAAAACAAAUGCAGCCCUCGAACCUCCAACUUAUGGAAACCUAAUCACUGUUCUUAGCAUCGAUGGGGGUGGAAUAAGAGGACUUAUCCCAGGAACCAUCCUUGCUUUCCUUGAGUCUGAACUUCAGAAGCUUGAUGGUGAGGAUGCAAGAAUCGCGGAUUAUUUUGAUGUGAUUGCAGGGACAAGCACAGGCGGUCUUGUGACUGCCAUGCUGACUGCUCCAAAUGAAAAAAACCGACCCCUAUUUGCGGCCAAAGAUAUCAAGGACUUCUACUUAGAUGAGUGUCCCAAAAUCUUUCCCCAACCUAGUAUUCCAUUAUUUACAAACGCUAGGAAGGUGAUCAAAGCUCUGGCAGGACCAAAAUACGAUGGAAAGCAUCUUCAUAGAAUUAUUAAGGAAAAACUAGGAAAUACAAGACUUCACCAGACAUUGACAAAUGUUGUGAUCCCUACUUUUGACAUCAAGCAACUCCAGCCGACCAUCUUUUCCAGCUAUCAGGUGAAACAGAAUCAAAGCUUAGAUGCAUUAUUGUCAGACAUAUGCAUAGCAACCUCAGCAGCACCAACUUAUCUUCCAGCACACUAUUUCGAAACCAAGGACUCGGCAGGGAAAGUGAGAGACUUCAACCUGAUUGACGGUGGAGUUGCCGCAAAUAACCCGACAUUAGUUGCUAUUGGUGAAGUAACAAAGGUAAUUACUAGGGGAAGUCCCGACUUCUUGCCUAUAAAGCCAAUGGACUAUGAACGGUUUCUAGUUAUAUCCCUAGGAACUGGCUCGGCAAAAAAAGAAGGAAAAUACAGUGCCGAAGAAGCAGCAAAGUGGGGAGUAUUGGGUUGGUUAACAAGUGGUGGUUCCACUCCAUUAGUUGAUGUGUUUACUCAAGCAAGUGCAGAUAUGGUAGAUUUACACAUUUCUGUGGUUUUCCAAGCUCUUCACUCGGAAAAGAACUAUCUUCGGAUUCAGGAUGAUAAAUUAAACGGCGUCGUAUCUUCGGUUGAUAUAGCUACAAAGAAUAACUUGGAAGACCUUGUGAAAGUUGGGGAAAAUUUGUUAAAGAAACCAGUUUCAAGGGUGAAUGUGGAAUCGGGCAUCUUUCAACCCUUUAAUAAUGGUGAAACCAAUGAGGAGGCUCUCAUAAGGUUUGCGAAACUACUUUCGGACGAGAAGCGGCUUCGCCAGGCUAGGUCACCGUCACCCAAUGGACGGGCUACAAAUUCUAACUAGUUAAUGAUUAUAUAAGAUUAGUAAUAGAUUUAUUGGUGUUGCAAAUAAGGAUGCUGAUGCACCUUUACAGUUAAUUACUGUUAUUCAAUUAAGCUGUUUGAAUAAAUCCCAGAUUAAUGUGGGAUAUCUUGUAAGGUCUUGAAUAACAAGGGGUGGAGCACUGCAAAACUGUAUACAUAUCCCCCCCGUUUGAUUCUUCAUUAAUUAGUCACUGUAUUUUGAAAAAUCUCAGAUAGAUUAAUAAUAAGCAUCUCUAUUUUUUAUUUCA